Molecule: messenger RNA, 1253 nt
Organism: Lycium barbarum (goji berry)
Lineage: Eukaryota; Viridiplantae; Streptophyta; Magnoliopsida; Solanales; Solanaceae
Product: pathogenesis-related thaumatin-like protein 3.5
Exons: 3
Coding region: 122-1033 (303 amino acids)
Biological process (GO): defense response
Cellular component (GO): extracellular region
Source: RefSeq, a predicted model, not a curated record
UAUCAAACUUGUCUUUUUAGUUUUUUUCACAUUCUUUUCCGUGCCCGCAUUACCUUCUUGUUUUCAGUUCUUCACUUUUUUUUUUCUUUUCCCUUCAAACCAAUUUAGAGAAACACAUACAAUGGUGAAAGCUCAAGUUUCUCUUGCCCUCUUUUCCUUAUGCUUCAUCUUUCUAAUUUCAGGGAUCUUAUCAACGACGUUUACAUUAGUAAAUCAGUGCAAUUAUAAAGUAUGGCCAGGGAUAUUAUCAGGUGCAGGCACAGCCCAACUUGCCCCAACAGGAUUCAUGCUAAAUCCUGGCCAAUCUCUUCCCGUUCCCGUUCCAACGGGAUGGUCGGGUCGUUUAUGGGGCCGCACUUUUUGUUCGGAAGAUACUUCCAUGGGUAAAUUCACUUGUGCAACCGGCGAUUGUGGCUCCGGAACACUGGAAUGUUCCGGAGGAGGAGCUGCUCCGCCAGCUACUCUGGCGGAGUUCACACUGAAUGGUGCAGGAGGGCUCGAUUUCUAUGAUGUUAGUCUCGUGGACGGUUAUAACUUGCCUAUGCUUGUGAGUCCACAAGGCGGGACCAGAGUUGGAAACUGUUCAACAACAGGUUGUGUUGUGGAUCUCAACGGGUCGUGCCCGAAAGAGCUAAAGAUGAUGAUGAAUAGUCCUAGUAGUAGUAGUAGUGGUGGUGGUGGUGGUGAGUGUGUGGGAUGUAAGAGCGCUUGUGAAGCGUUUGGGGAUCCGAGAUAUUGUUGUAGUGGCCCAUACGCGACGCCUGAUACUUGUAAGCCAACGGAUUACUCGGAGUUUUUCAAGAGUGCAUGUCCGCGAUCGUAUAGCUAUGCUUAUGAUGAUGGCACCAGCACGUUCACUUGUGGAUCGGCAGAUUAUGUUAUCACCUUUUGCCCUCCUUCUAGCCAGAAAUCAUCUGGAGAAUCGUAUGCUGGUGCUGGUGACGGCUCAUUGGCCACGAGCCAUGGUGUUUUGAUCAAUACGCCAUUACCAUUUUUAACAAGCUUGAUAAUCACUAUUUUAGCAGCAGUUUAGCAUUUAAGGCAGUUGCCACUUUUGGAGUUUUGGGAGAGUUGCAAAAUUGUAAUCCUUAUGAUGAGGCAAUUUCUUUAAUAAAAAAAAAAAAUGCCAAAGAGAUUGGGGAAGAAUUGCAAGCCAUUUAGAACAAAGAAGUAGACGUAGCAUAAUUGUAGAUACAUAGUCCUUUUUUUGCUACUGAAAUCAGUUUUAAUAUAAGUAAGAUUUAAGUUAUAUA